AUGACUGAAACCACAGAAGCACCAACCGUUGCACAGACCGCCGAAACCAAGACGCCAUCGCCCACGAGCGAACCGGCCGUGGUCACGCCGGCCGAGAACGGCCAUGGUGAUGCGAAGGCGGCAACUGAUGGCGAGGAGCAGACGACCAGCAAUGGAGGUGCGACCCCGGACGAGAAGGCCAAGGUCGAGGAGAAGAAGGAGGAUCCACCGAAGGAGAUGCGCGCCGUCGUGCUGACCGGUUUCGGAGGUUUCAAGAACGUGAAGAUCCUGAAAAAACCCGAACCGUCGCCUCAGGUCGGCGAGGUGCUGAUCCGCGUCAAGGCAUGCGGGUUGAACUUCCAGGAUCUGAUGGUGCGACUUGGUGCUAUCGAUUCGCCACCGAAAACUCCAACCAUCCUCGGGUUUGAAUGUGCCGGUGAAGUUGAAGCCGUCGGUGAGGAAGUGGAAGGAUUCAAGGUUGGGGAUCGCGUCGUGGCCCUACCGGAAUUCAGGGCCUGGUCCGAGCUGGUCGCUGUACCGACCAAGUACGUCUAUCACAUUCCGGAUGAGAUGACAUUCCAGGACGCCGCUGCCAUCGUGAUGAACUAUCUGGUCGCCUACAUUCUCAUCUUCGAUCUGGUGUCGCUGCGUGAAGGAAAGUCGAUGCUGCUGCAUUCCGUCGGUGGCGGUGUGGGCCAAGCCAUCGUACAGCUGGUACGCACCGUACCCAACGUGACCAUUUUCGGUGUUUGCUCGAAGGGGAAGCAUGAGGCCUUGGCUGCGACCGGUUUGAUCGAUCAUCUAAUUGAUCGCACCGACUAUGUCAACGAAGUUCGGAAGAUUACCACGGAGGGCGUCGACAUCGUAAUGGAUUGUCUGUGUGGCGAAGAGUGCAACCGUGGGUACGGACUGCUAAAGCCAAUGGGCAAGUACAUCCUGUACGGUUCUUCCAACGUCGUCACCGGCGAAACCAAGAGUUUCUUUAGCGUUGCUCGUUCGUGGUGGCAGGUGGAUAAGGUCUCCCCAAUCAAGCUGUUCGACGAGAACAAGAGCUUGGGUGGCUUCAAUUUGCGCCAUCUGCUGUACCAGCAAGACGGUGCGGAAUAUGUACGCUCAACUGUCGACAAGAUCUUUGACAUGUGGAAGGAUGGCAAGAUCAAGCCGGUUGUAGAUUCGGCCUGGGCUCUGGAGGACGUAGCGGAGGCGAUGCAAAAGAUGCACGAUCGCAAGAACAUCGGCAAACUGGUGCUGGAUCCAUCAAUGGAGCCUAAGCCAAAGCCGGCCACACCAGCCAAGAGCAAAUCCAAGAAGCAAGCUAGCGAGGACAAGACCGGCAAGAAGGACAAGGACGACGACAAGAAGACGGCCGAGAACGGUGGAGGUGAUGAGAAGAAAGAAGGCGGCGAUGAGGCGGAGGAAGCCAAAACGAAUGGUGACACGGAGGAAGCAGCCGGCACUCCCCCCUCGGCGCAAACGAAUGGAGACGGCGCGGUAGAGAAGAAGGACGAACCGGCAGCCGCCACCAAUGGAGACGCCACGGAGAGUGAAAAAAAGGAAUCGAGUUGAACGGUUAGCACGUAAACCGCCGCCACACACACACAUACACCUAAAAGCACGUCGCUAAGCACAUCAAUCCCAAUACAUUACUGAACUACUAUUUUACAAUCUUUACUUCCACAAACCGUGCACACCCUGCUCCCUCAGCUCUGUACACGACGAUCCUACACAUCGAUGAGGGGGUAUGCUGAUGUCCGGUGGAUGAACUUUUUUAAGGGUGUUUAGAGAACGGUGUCGUGUGCCACUUUGUCAGACCCUCCUCAACCUAACUGGAAUUGCAAAGAAGAGCGAGAGAAACAGAGAGAAAAAAAGUAAAAAAAUCAAAUAUAUAUUAUAAAUAUAUCUAAUGGCAAAAGAAAUGUCCUAUUACUACUACAAAUGCAUAAUUAUAGCUUCAACCGCCACUAAAAACAAAACGAAUGCAGGAAAGCAUAAAAGCCAAUGAGAAAAAAGAAACAAACAUACAACUAAAUCAUAGAGGAAAGCAUAAUCAUUACGAUACGGUCACGUGAAUAAAAGGAAUAGAACGUCCAUAUUGGCACUGAGAAGUGUGUUCCCACGGGGAAGAAAAAUGAAGAGGAACUAAAACAAAACAAAUCGUUGCAAUUCGCCAAUGAGAAAAAAAACAGGAUGCAACGUUACAGCUGUUCCCAGGGAACAUUCAUUAACAAUUGAUGCGACCCACGGUUGCAUCAAAACGUUUUGUUGUCACACAUUUGGUUUUGAGCAAAAGCUGAUCUCAUGCGCUUUCAUUUUUGUUUCUUCUGUAGUUCAAUAUUCCCUUAAUGCGCAAUAUGUGCUUUUAAAGGCAAAAAUAAGAGAAAACCAGAUUUCAUUCUAAAUCGGUUCGCAUGAGAGCAAACUGUUCAUGUGUGUAUUUCCGGUGUGGUUAUUUGACCAAUGUUGAGGUAAACGGAUACGAUAACAAAUCAUACGCGACGUAGAAAUUAAAUGCACAAAAAAGAGAGAUUACAUCUUAACAAAACACGAACACACACACACACGUAGGGAUAGCGGGAAGUAGGAUAAACGAUCAUCAGCUGAAUAUUUCUUCCUUUUUUUAAUAUGUGUCAUUUUUAUGUAAUAUUUAAAUACUAAUUGUAAUAUUUCAAAUAUAUGUUUUGUCGCUGAAAAGAUUUUGCACAUGAAGGAACACCGUGAACCUCGAGUUCGUGAACAGCUGCAACAUUUCGAUCGUUGCAGCAGAACUGCAGCUGUAGCUGGUAGAAGACGAAAAUUCUUUUUAUACGACAUUACAAGAAAUAAUUAUUAUGUUUUAUGUACGAUUUUGUUCUCUUUUAUGUAAUUAACCGUAGUAUCGUUCAGUUGCGCACACGAUCGCGAUCAAUGCUUUAGGAAACGAGUGUAAGCGCCUAUGUGUGAAAAUCAGUUAAUGUGAAAGGUGUUGCGACAACCGUCGUUACUUUGCCUCGUUCAAUUUUGUUGCUUAAAUUUCAACCUUCAAUUUCAAAUCAUGUUUACAACUUGGUCGUUAAAUGGCUAGGAGCAAAAGCAUAAGGUCGCCAGUAGGUGAGCGACUUGUGGUGUGGUAGCGCAAAAAAAAACAUACGGUGUAAAAGCAUGGCAAAAGUAUAGUAAUAGGCGCUCCUUUAUCAGUUUGUAUAAA
Molecule: messenger RNA, 3163 nt
Organism: Anopheles nili
Lineage: Eukaryota; Metazoa; Arthropoda; Insecta; Diptera; Culicidae
Product: synaptic vesicle membrane protein VAT-1 homolog-like
Exons: 7
Coding region: 1-1545 (514 amino acids)
Molecular function (GO): oxidoreductase activity
Source: RefSeq, a predicted model, not a curated record